This is a messenger RNA of Aspergillus sclerotioniger CBS 115572, 576 nucleotides long. RefSeq lists its product as uncharacterized. The record is from RefSeq and is a predicted model, not a curated record. The transcript has a single exon. NCBI's taxonomy places the organism in Eukaryota, Fungi, Ascomycota, Eurotiomycetes, Eurotiales, Aspergillaceae. The coding region runs from base 88 to 381 and encodes 97 amino acids.
UUGUCCGUAUACUAGGUAUCUAGGUUCAGUAUGUCCCUAGUCGGAACCCGCUGAAAUACACACGAUGCUAUUGGACCACAAACCGAGAUGAACCUGUCAACUCAACCGAGGAACGGAGGUUUUCGAACAAGAAAAUUAAGUUCGCGGGCGACCGCACGCGGUGUCAAUGUCGUCAUGACUCGGUACCAAAGUUUUGACGGGUCGGAUCCCGAGGCAUCUAAGGUUUUACAACUGAAAAGGUAUCUGAGAACGGCGAUGGAGAGAGAACAACCGGCUGCAACAGUGCAGGCAGGGUCGUGGAUUCAUAUAUAUGUAACCAAACUAGAAAAGUCUAAACCCGAACUAAUCCAUCUAACCAGCCCAGUGGAGGAGACAUCAUAGGAAUGUAUGAGUGGAAGAAAACACAGGUUGCAUUGACGCUGCAUUGCAUUGCAUUGCCUAGCAUGCAGGUGCAUGAUUGUCACCAAAAAAUAAGGAAAAUAAAACAGUCUAAAAGUAAAAUCGCAAACAAAAUCGGUCGGCUCGCUGUGACUUUUUUGGCCCAGGAGCGACGAUGGAUAUCAGUAGUCCAAACCC